This is a messenger RNA of Sorex araneus (European shrew), 4622 nucleotides long. It is a transcript of the gene TM4SF18, whose product is annotated as transmembrane 4 L six family member 18. The record is from RefSeq and is a predicted model, not a curated record. Lineage: Eukaryota; Metazoa; Chordata; Mammalia; Eulipotyphla; Soricidae. The transcript is spliced from 5 exons. Gene Ontology annotation, cellular component: membrane. The coding region runs from base 253 to 858 and encodes 201 amino acids.
UCCUUUGGCACGGGCUGAAGACUGGCCGGGUUCUGGAGCCGUGUAUCAGAGGGUCAUUGUCUAUUGUUCUCCAAACAGGGAUCGAGUCUUUCACACCAAGAGAUUCGUGCUGCAGUUCUGUCCAGGGCUCUUCCCAGACAUCGAGUCAAGUGGCCGGUGAUUUCAAACAAAGGGAGAACAGGACAGGAGGAAGAUCAUUAGUUUUGCUCUUAUUCUACACCCUGGUCCCCCGUGGCGUCGGAGCUGGGUGUGAUGGGGACUCGGAAAUGCGGAGGCUGCCUGAGUGGUCUGCUCAUCCCCCUGGCCCUGUGGAGCAUCAUUGUGAAUAUUUUGUUGUAUUUCCCCAACGGGCAAACUUCCUACGUGAGCAGCAGUAAAAUCACCAACUAUGUGUGGUAUUUUGAAGGCAUCUGUUUCUCGGGCAUCCUGAUGCUCAUUGUAGCCACGGUUCUUCUUCUACUGGAGAAAGAGAACAACUACAAAUGUUGCCAGAGUGAAAACUGCAGCAAAAGAUACAUGACGCUGCUGUCGAUUAUCUUUUCUGCCCUUGGAAUUGCUUUCUCUGGAUACUGCCUGGUCAUCUCCACACUGGCCCUUGUCCAGGGGCCCUACUGCCGCACCCAGCACGGCUGGGAGUACGCCUUUGAAGGCACUGCGGGACGGUUCCUCACAGAGUCCAGCGUAUGGAUGCAGUGUCUGGAGCCCCCACAUGUCGUGGAAUGGAACAUCAUCUUAUUCUCCAUCCUAAUAGCUCUCAGCGGGCUUCAGGUGAUCGUGUGCCUCCUCAAGGUAGCCAUGCAGCUAUCCAAGAUCCUGUGUGGCACCUACUCUGUCAUCAUCCAGCCUGGAGUCAUUUGAAUGAAGACAGAUAUUGUUCCAUACCUGCAGGACAGACUGGAGAAGAUACGCAAAUAUUUUCUCUGUUGUUUAUUUUUCCCACUUGUGAAAUUCACAGUCCUCAGUGGAAAUACCAAUGGUGCCACUUUCCAGAUUUUUUCAAAGAAAUGGGUGUCAGGAUCUUCAAAACUGUUUAUAACCUUUGAUCAAACAAAUAUAUUUUCUGUAAACUCUGUUGUGAUAGUAAUUAAGAAUGCUAAAAGAAAAUUUUAGGAAAAUUCAUAUAUUGCAUAAUUAUUUAAUAUUCUGAAAAAUUAGAAAUAUACCCCAAAGUCUCACAGGAUAAAGACUGGACAAAGAAUAGUAAAUUAGGGGCUAGAGCGAUAUAGCACAGCGGGUAGGGCAUUUGCCUUGCACACGGCCAACCCGGGUUUGAUUCCCAGCAUCCCAUAUGGUCCUCCAAGCACCGCCAGGAGUAAUUCCUGAGUCAGGAGGAACUUCUGUGCAUCGCCGGGUUUGAACCAAAAUGCCAAAAAGGAAAAAAAGAAAAAAAAGUAGUAAAUUAUUUGUGAUGGGGGCAGGUAUUAAGUCACACCUGGAGUAAGCCAGGGACUUACUCCUGGCUCUGUGCUCAAGGGUCACUUCUGGUGGUGCUCACGUGAUCUUAUGUAGUACCAGUGAUGAAAGCAGGAUUGGCUGAUUGCAAGGCAAGCACUUAACCCCCGUAUCUCUCUGGCUCAAUUGUGAUUUUUUAAAAAUCAUUAUAAACGUUACACAGCCACUACAAAUGAUGUUUUAAAUAGAAGUACCGUCAUAUGAAAUUACAGAUUACAAAUUUAUGUUUACAUUAGCAUAAGACAAUCACUGUCACUAUAUCACUGCCAUCCCGUUGCUCAUCAAUUCUCUUGAGUGGGCACCAGUAACAUCUCCAUUUUGAGACUUGUUACUUUUUUUUUGGCAUAUUGAAUAUGCCACAGGUAGCUUACCAGGCUCUGCCAUGCGGGCGAGAUACUCUUGGUAGCUUGCCAGGCUCUCUAAGAGGGGCAGUGGAAUUGAACCUGGGUCAGCCAAGUGCAAGGCAAACGCUCUACCACUGUGCUAUUGCUCCAGACCAAGACAAACAAUAUAUCAAAUAAUCCUAAUAAAUUCAGGAUAAAAACGAAAUCAAGAAGAAUUUAUCUAAAAGUAUCAGCUGUGGUUGAUUUGGGUCACAGAUGACCUCUCUGCUUACUUUAAUCUGUAUUUUAUGCAUUUUUAAUAUUAAGUUUGUAAUUAAGACACUUAAAAAUUUAUUUUGAAUCUUAAUUUUCCCCUAUUUUUCCAGGUUUUAUGUUUGCCACCUUUGGAAAAUGAGAAAAAUAGAGUAGUUUUAAAAAGAUUAGAUAAACCUAAAUAAUCACUCCUAGUGGCAAAUGUGGCAAGCUAUGAGAGAUAACUUUGAAAUAAAUGAACAGUCCCUGGUUAACCCAAAGCAUUAUUUUUUUUAAAGUGACCUCUGACCAGUGGAUACCUAUGUCAUGGGGUUACCCCUACCUAUUUAUAAAUUUUUUCCAAUAAAUGUUUUAUUUAGGCACUGUGAUUUACAAAUAUGCUCAAAAUAGAGUCUCAGUCACACAAUGCUCCGACACCAAUCCCACAGCCAGUGUCAACUUCCCUCCACCAAGGUCCCUAGGUUCUCUCUCAUCCCUGACUCUGUCUCCUUCGAGGCACGUCAUUCAGUCUGCUUUUUGGGUCACACCCGGCGGUGCUCAGGGGUUACUCCUGGCUCUGCACUCAGGAAUUACUCCUGGCGGUGCUUUGGGGACCCUAUGGGAUGCUAGGAAUCGAACCCGGGUCAGCCACUUGCAAGGCAAACGCCUUACCUGCUGUGUUAUCGCUCCAGCCCCGGCACAUCAUUAAGUCUGAUGAUGGUAGUUUGGGUCCCUUGCUUACAGUGUUGAUGGCUCUGGGGUUUAGAUACACACAGCGAACACCUACUCUCCACUAAGUGUCCAAGGCCCCUCACCUUUGCCCUUGUGGCCUCUUGCCCACCUUUUCUUACCCCCCCUCACCUCUCUCCUUCCCAGGCCUCGUGUUCAGUACAACAUUUCAAGCAUCACGCCAGACUUCCCAUGAUUUUCCUGAGGACAGUUGUCAUACCUUAUACUUUCCCAUCACCCCCAGGGCCCAACACAAAGUGGGCAUAGUCAGCGCCGGGUGUUGGCCCUUUGGCUCUCCUGACCGGUUCUGGUGUGAAUCGUUUUCCAUGCGGAGUCCACUAGACUACUUGCCCCUUGUCCUGCACCAUGGACCCUCUAAAAUCCUCUAAAAACAGGAGGGCAGGGGGUGGGGGGACGUGGUGGAGAACACCUACCCCCUUGGUGAUUCUCUUCUGAACCUCCUUUGGGAGAAGCCGCUCUCUCUGCAGCUUUUGCUGCCACAGCGUCUUGAACUUGGGUAGACUUGGCAUGACUUGGUAGAUACCAAUCCAGUGGCAGCCCAUUGGCACCCGACUGGCCUCUGGUUUACUCAAGCUUAAGACGCUGUUCACUGGUGUUCAGUCUUUCUGGAAUUUGAAGUAGGAAGCCAGAAGGAAGCAAAACUCAUUUUUUAAAAAUUAUUAAAGGAGGAAGAAUAAUCUCAAUAUGCAGGUAUUAUUUGCUCCAUCAAGCCCGUACAUUCCUAUCCAGUGCCCUCUUUUUGCUUAGUUCUCAUGAAUACUCGCCCACCCUCCUGUAAGCAGACCCACCCCACCUGUCCAUCAGACUCACUCAGACUGUCUCAGUCCUAAGUUCAUUCUGGGACCACACAUGGAAUGCAGUAGAAUAAAUGUCAGACAAAAGACUGGAAACCAUUCCUGAAUGUUAAUCAUGAAGUUAUUGUUUGCCUGAUAAUGUAAUUAUGAGUUUCUUUUUUUCCUUACAUUGUUUUAGAUGUUCAAAUUUUUCUUUGCAAAUGUCCUACUUGAAUGACUUGAAAAAAAUAAAUCUCAUUUAAAAAGCGAGUUUCCUCCAAAGUUUCCUGAAAAAUUCAUCUUAGGAGUUUAUUAUAAGGAAGAACAGGUCAUGGAGGCGAGACGCAUGAAGGCCUUUUUUCUCUUGUCUUAGAAGUUAUCUAUUUUAUAAUCCUUAAUAUCAUAUUAAUUGGUAAUUAAUUAUAUGCUAUGCAUGUAUACUCAUAUUUAGUUUUUCUUUCUUUUUGUCUUGCUUCUAUCUUGUACUUUUUCUAACUUCUAAAAUGAAUGACUACCUAAUUCUCAACCUUCCUCUUCUAUUAAAAUGAAUAUUUAAAGCUAUACUUCUAAGAAUUUAUGACCUCUUUAAGAUUUAGCAGUGUUGUACUUUUAUUAUCCAAUUAUAAAUAUGGCCUGUUUUUCUAUUUGCUUUAUUUUGUUAUGACUGUGAGUGUGCUCUAAAGUUCUCAUAUAAAUCAGUUUUGUUGUUUUUUUAAAUUUUAGUUCCGACUUAUUUGCAUUGUGUUCAGCAAAUGUGGUCUUUAGGAUUCUGAGUCUUUACUCUGUUUUUGAUAUCUUGGUCAUCCUGAUCAGUGUUCAGGCUUACUCAUGGCUCUGUGUUCAGGGUUGACUCCUGGAAGCUCUCAGGGGAAUACAUACCAUUUUAGGGAUCAAACCUGGGUCAACCGCAUGCAUGAUACAAUACAUGGUAAAACUCUUUACAAUCUCUUUGGCCUCUUUGAACCUUCUAAAGAUUUACUUUAUGGCUAGUAUUUGUGUUUUAAAGGUAUAUGCUUUCUUUAACUGAGUGCAAGAUUUUAUAUAUGCCCAUUAAAUCUUUUUAUUUUUUAAA